Molecule: messenger RNA, 2166 nt
Organism: Daldinia caldariorum
Lineage: Eukaryota; Fungi; Ascomycota; Sordariomycetes; Xylariales; Hypoxylaceae
Product: Septin-domain-containing protein
Exons: 7
Coding region: 392-1537 (381 amino acids)
Biological process (GO): cytoskeleton-dependent cytokinesis
Cellular component (GO): cytosol; microtubule cytoskeleton; septin complex
Molecular function (GO): GTP binding; molecular adaptor activity; GTPase activity
Source: RefSeq, a predicted model, not a curated record
AGAUACAGGUGAUCCGUGCUCUGAUUUGGUGCCUUUCUAGUGGUCCCAUACCCCCUGUCUUGUUCCCCCGUCUGCAGCGACCGUUCUGUGGUGUUGAAAUUGCACUUUUUUUUUCUGGAGAAGAAGGGAAGGAGUGAGCCAUCAAAGGUAGCUUUGGCAAAGCGAAUCCCGAACACUUCUCAAAUCUUCUUUGGUUUCCUUCAUCAACACCCAGCUGUGAUCACACCCCCCCUUUCACAACGCUGUUUUUAGAUACCCCCAUUUGCGAAGAUCCUGUUCCAUUUGACGAGGCCUACUAUCGUCAAGUCAAUCAUUGUAAUUUCAAUUCUUUUUUUAUUUUCUGCUAGCGGACCUAAUCACCCCCAUCGCGAAACCCAAACUUUAGCCUAAUAUGUCGUCCCCAGCGAAGAUGAUACGACGGAAGAAGAACGUCAAGAAGGGAAUCCAGUUCUGCUUGAUGGUCUGUGGUGCUUCAGGAACAGGAAGGACGACCUUCGUCAACACUCUCUGCAGCAAGAGUGUUUUGAACCACAAGGAAUCGGACGAUGCCAAUAGUGCUCACAUCGAAGAUGGUGUGAAAAUCAAGCCCAUCACUGUUGAGCUCGAAUUGGAUGAAGAGGGCACUCGUAUCUCUUUGACCAUCGUCGACACCCCGGGUUUUGGUGACCAAAUCGACAACGAGGCAAGCUUCUCAGAAAUUGUCGGAUAUCUCGAGAGACAAUAUGACGAUAUCUUGGCCGAGGAGUCGCGUAUCAAGCGAAACCCCAGAUUCAGGGACAACCGAGUACACGCUAUGCUAUACUUUAUUACCCCGACUGGUCAUGGUCUCCGUGAACUUGACAUCGAACUAAUGAAGCGCCUUGCUCCUCGUGUCAACGUCAUCCCCGUUAUUGGCCGAGCUGAUUCGCUGACCCCCGCCGAGCUGGCCGAGUCGAAAAAGCUUGUUAUGGAGGAUAUUGAGCAUUACCGAAUCCCCGUGUACAACUUCCCAUACGAUAUCGAGGAGGAUGACGAGGACACUGUCGAGGAAAAUGCCGAACUCAGGGGCCUCAUGCCCUUUGCCAUCGUCGGUUCUGAAGAUGUUAUUGAGAUUGGUGGUCGUAAGGUCCGAGCUCGGCAAUAUCCUUGGGGUGUUGUCGAGGUUGACAACCCUCGUCACUCGGACUUCCUGGCCAUUCGAUCGGCUCUUCUUCACAGCCAUCUCGCUGACCUAAAGGAGAUUACCCACGACUUCCUAUACGAGAACUACCGUACUGAGAAGCUUAGCAAGAGCGUUGAGGGCGGCGCUGGAGUCGACUCUUCUAUGAACCCUGAGGACUUGGCUUCCCAGUCCGUCCGUCUAAAGGAAGAGCAACUUCGCCGAGAGGAGGAGAAGCUUCGCGAGAUCGAGGUCAAGGUCCAGCGCGAGAUCAACGAGAAACGACAAGAGCUUUUGGCCCGCGAGUCCCAACUGCGCGAAAUCGAAGCAAGAAUGGCCCGAGAGGCCGCCGCUGCCGCAGGCACACCGGAAGCGAAUGGCGAACAGGAAGCCAACUAAGUGGCCCAGAACAACAUCUUUUCUAUCUCCUACUCCUGGUAUACCGGCGGCCAGAUAGCAGUACGGACUGUGGCGUUGGGUGUUUAAUAUUCCCUAGUCCCUGAUCCCCUAAGCCAUUCGAGAUGACGCGUUAUACGAAAAUCCAACAAUAUUAAUGAUUGCGUGGGAUGCGGAAUAGCAGAGGGCUUGUUGAAAAACUUGUCAGGAAUAAAAGAGCCAGAGUUGAUAUCCCUUUACAAUUAUUGCAUGCCCCAUUUUCGGAAGAGGGACGAUGGCACAGUGGGAAAAGAGAAGCAGUGUUUGCCUUCCCAAUUUUUCAUAUCUGAUGACACAUCGUCCUGUGGACAAACUAAAGGUGGUAGAGGAGAGAGUUCGCCUACCUUUAUAUCUUUUGCGAGUCGAUGUCCGUUUUACUAGUUGCCAACUGUGUAGCCUUUUCUACUUUCACGCCCCCUUUUCUCCUAGUAUUAGUGCCUUCUAAUGCAGAUAUCAAUAUGAGCUUUCUUUGAUGUCUUAUUAUAUUAUAUUACCACGAUGUGUUCUUGCUCCUAGUGCCAUUGCAUCGUCGUGUUACGAAAACGUUAUUGCGGAGGAAAAGGCGAAAAUAAAUACGGAGCUAUUGUAUCUGC